UACUGGCUAAAAUCUUCCUUCAGGGGGGGUUCUGGUGGGGAAAACUGAAAAAUGUUCUCUGCUGCAUAAACCUCAACAGCCUUUUUCAAUUUUCAUAACACCAAAAAGAAAUCCUUGAGAGCCUUUGCUUUAAGGUGUGUGUGGUUGUGGUGCUGGUGUCUGCCUGCCACUUUCCACUCCAAAGCCAGUCUCACUGGCUUUAACCACCAGGCUUGGAAACACCUGGCUUUAAAAAAAAGAGAAGUCUGAAAAAUGGGACUUUUGCACAAGUAAAACAAAUCAUUGUGUUUGUGGUUUAGAAAUUUUGAUAUUGCCAUCUUUGUUCACUUAAUUUAGUAUUCAACACAAGUUAAAAAUGGAGUAUCAGACUGUGUAUGUACACAGUAUUGCCUGUGUACCAUGAUGACUUAAUCCUUCCUUUAAAGAGAACAUACUUUUCUCCUCGUUUGAUUUCUGUGCUGAUUGGCUGGUUUGGUUUUGUUUUUCCAUACCCAUAUCUGUCUUUUACCUUUUGCUUUGUUUUCUGUGUCUUUCUUCACUGCCAGUUCACUCAAAGAUUCCAAAGAAAUCUUGAGUGCACAGAAAAGCUGGUGACCUCUUAAAUAUGAGUGCUAAUUUAGUAGAGAUGGACAUGAACCUUGUGUUCUGAAAAGCAGUUGCAGUUAACAAUGUGUAAUGCUGUUAACAACUUUAUUUAUGAACAUAUGAUUAGACACUAAUUUUGAAAAUUCUUUUAAGAUUAUUUCUUAUCUAUGUAGCUAUACCCCUCACAUGUGUGAGGGGUAUAUACGUACACAUAAACUGAACAUUACCCAGGCCUACCCAAAAAACAAAGUCAGCACCCUCAACUAGCAUUCUAGUGGUGGCUAUAGACACUUACAUUUUUGUGAAAUAUGGUGAGUUGCUGUAACAACUCAGUGCAUCUGAAUUUCUUCUCAUGCCUUCCUUCAACUGCCACUUUUCCACACACAUUCCCUCCCCUUCCUUGUCUUACUCUGUCUCUGGCAUCUGGCAGGUCCUUCUAAAAGAUGAUACCUAAAAAAUGCUUCUUCUAUUCUGUUCUGACAUAGUAUCAUACCUGUUGAUAUUGCUGACUUAAAUCCUAGGGGAUGAGAAAAAUUAGUUUUCAUCAGGGUUAGUGAGAGAGAUCAGGUCAUGACAAGGUGAUGGUGUGAGGGCAUACACAAGACUAAACAGCUGGGAACAGGGACAAGGUGGAAAAGAGAAGCCAGACCACCUCCUCUCAAUCACUGUAAUAAUCCUUAAUGAGGAUUAUUACAGUGAUUCAGCAGUCUGUGGAAAUGUAGUUUCAAAAUACAGAAAGAAGGUUUAUUAUUAGGUUAGGACUUCCUGCAUGUAUAAAAUUGGUGUGUGAAAUCGCUGUGAGAAGAUAAUUUUGCCUCAAUUUGAGCCCUUCUUUAGAGGAGGAAUAUUGGUAAAUACCAUAAUAUUCUCUUCUCCUUUCUUUUGUCUCCUCUGAGCAGGGCAAGUGACACUUAUUCAUUAACUGCUUUAGAAUCACUUUUUUGUAUCAUUCAUCUUCUAAAUAAUGUGACAUCUGAGUAUGAUUCUAAGUAUUGUUUGUGCUAACAGUAUGGUCUAGUACUCGGUAUAACCAUGGCAGACAGACUUCAGACUUUCCAGCAGCCUCUGCUGUCCCAGUGCCUUAAUUAAUAAAGUUACAGUGUUCAUUCUGCCUGGCUGGUUUGUGUGCCACCUUCCAGUGCUCCAUGCAGGAUAGCUCUGGAGAAGUCAAAUUUCAAGAGCUUCUGAGGAGAGUCAGUUCAGCCACAGAGUGUUGUGUGUGACAGGUCCCAAGGAAACCGGGUGGCCACAUCCAAACAGGACCUUUCUGGUAACCUUUGCCUGGCAUCCACAGUGAAGGACAUACGGUGCUACAAAAAUGUCAUGACUCUUUAGGCAGCAGUAUAAAUCUCUUCUUUAUAGAUGGAGGAUGGUGACCUCACCUCUGUGUUCUUUCUCCAUUAAAUCUCUUGUCCCUCAUCUGUGUUACACAGAUGGAAGUGUAACGGGAUUUGGUUUGUGUGUAAGAAAGAAGGGAACAUCUAAAGUUAAUCAGAUGAAAACGUGCUGCUGGGAUGAAGAAUGGUGCUGCAAAUUCAUUGUAAUCUGAGAGAAAUAAUGCAGUAUCUGUGCUUUUGGGAGAAAAGACCUGAAAUGUUGUAGAGCAUUUUUGGCAUGGAAAAAAAUGUCUGAAUUGCUACUUUAUGAAACUAGGGCUUUGUUUUAUGUAAGGCAGAUUUUUAAAUUUUUGUGUGAGAUGUACCAAUAGAUCUGUGCUUUAUUUAUGAUCACUAUGAUUAUAAAUAUUUGCUAUUUGUGGAAAAAUAACUUACACUUUAAAGUUAAAUGUGUGUUCAUUCUCUUAGGGCCUUUCAUUGCCACAUCUGCCAUGGCUUACCCAAGGUUUAAAUUAAUUUCUGAGUGCUAACAGAAGGAAUUUGAUGCUGCUCAUUACAGUAUUGGGACUGUCCUGUUUAAGAUCUUGUGUUCAGAAAAAAGCAAGAAGAAAAUAUGAAUGAAAAACAAAUUCUUGCACACUAAACAAUAUCUAAGUCAAAAAGAAAAAUAAAAUAAUCAAGUUAAUUCUCAACACGUUUGUAUUUUCUUCUGUUUGCAGCAGUAUAGAUCUGCACAAAAAUAGCCCCAAGAUUAUUUGGAUACCCAUUUCUCUGCAAUGCAAUGAAUAACUAGUAACUAAGAUAGAUGAAGAAUGGUGAACUACUGAGCUUGAACUAGAAUGCACUCUUUAGUUGUAUUAACAGAAAUGAAAUGGGGUCAGUCUGUUGCAGUUAUGCAGGUCACCAUACGAACUGCCGGGAAUAUUGCCAAGCGAUUUUUCGGACAGACUCCUCUCCUGGUCCCUCACAAAUUAAAGCAGUUGAAAAUUACUGUGCAUCUAUCAGCCCUCAGCUUAUACACUGCGUGAAUAACUACACGCAGUCGUAUCCAAUGAGAAACCCUACAGACAGUUUGUAUUGCUGUGAUAGAGCAGAAGACUAUGCGUGUCAGACUGCUUGUAAAAGAAUUCUAAUGUCAAUGAAAACAGAGCUUGAAAUUGUUGAUGGACUUAUAGAAGGCUGUAAAACCAUGCCUCUCCCUCAGGACCCACUUUGGCAAUGUUUUCUUGAGAGUUCAAGAUCUGUUCACCCCGGAGUCACUGUGCACCCUCCACCUUCAACAGGCCUUGAUGGAGCUAAGCUCCAUUGCUGUUCUAAAGCAAAUUCUUCCACAUGUAGAGAGCUCUGCACUAAACUUUAUAGCACGAGCUGGGGCAAUUCACAGAGCUGGCAAGAAUUUGAUCGCUUUUGUGAGUAUAAUGCAGUUGAAGUUUCCAUGUUGACCUGUUUAGCAGAUGUACGAGAACCUUGUCAGCUGGGCUGUAGAAAUCUUACUUACUGCACUAAUUUUAAUAACAGACCAACAGAACUAUUCAGAAGCUGCAAUACUCAGUCAGACCAGGGAGCCAUGAAUGACAUGAAGCUAUGGGAAAAAGGGAGUAUUAAGAUGCCUUUCAUAAAUAUUCCUGUGCUUGAUAUUAAAAAAUGCCAACCAGAAAUGUGGAAGGCAAUUGCCUGCUCCCUGCAAAUUAAACCUUGUCACAGCAAAUCCAGAGGAAGUAUUAUCUGCAAAUCAGAUUGUGUGGAAAUACUGAAGAAGUGUGGCGAUCAUAAUAAAUUCCCUGAAGGCCACUCAGCUGAGAGUAUUUGUGAGCUCUUAUCUCCAACAGACGACUUGGAGAACUGUAUACCCUUGGAUACUUAUCUCAGCCCAAGUUCUUUAGGCAACAUUGUAGAAGAUGUCACACAUCCAUGUAAUCCAAACCCAUGUGCAGCUAAUCAGCUGUGUGAAGUAAAUAGAAAAGGAUGUCAAUCUGGAGAGCUGUGUCUUCCAUAUUUGUGUGUGCCAGGCUGCAAACUGGGAGAAGCCUCUGAUUUUAUUGUCCGACAAGGUACACUUAUCCAAGUUCCAUCCUCAGCUGGUGAUGUUGGCUGUUACAAGAUUUGUACCUGUGGGCACAGUGGCUUGCUGGAGAACUGUAUGGAAAUGCGUUGCGUUGACCUCCAGAAAUCAUGCAUUGUUGGAGGACAAAGGAAAAGCCAUGGAGCAUCCUUUAAUAUAGAUUGCAAUGUCUGUUCCUGUUUUGCUGGAAACUUAAUUUGUUCCACACGUCAGUGUCUAACUGAGCACAGCUCAGAGGAUGAACGCCGGAAGUUUACAGGUUUGCCCUGUAACUGUGUGGACCAGUUUGUCCCAGUCUGUGGCCAGAACGGGCGCACGUAUCCCAGCGCGUGCAUAGCUCGCUGCGUUGGGCUCCAAGACAACCAGUUUGAAUUUGGAUCGUGUAUUUCCAAGGAUCCUUGCAACCCAAACCCUUGUAAUAAAAAUCAAAGGUGCAUACCAAAGAAACAAGUUUGCUUGACCAGUUUUGAGAAGUUUGAAUGCACCCAGCAUGAAUGUGUGCCAAGGCAGUUAAAUUGUGACCAGACACGGGAUCCUGUUUGUGACACAGACAAUGUGGAAUACACUAACUUGUGUACUUUGUACCAAAAAGGAAAAAGUUUGGCAUACCGAGGACCAUGCCAGCCCUUCUGCAGGUCGCUGGAGCCCGUGUGCGGGCACAACGGGGAGACCUAUGGCAGCGUGUGCGCCGCCUACGCCGACCGCGUGGCCGUGGACUACCAGGGGCGCUGCCAGGCCGUGGGCGCGCUCUCCGACUACGGCUUCCACUCCGAGUGCGCCUUCGUCAGGUGUCCCCAGCUCUCUGCCACCGGCUGCAAACCCGUCCUUGCGCCAGGAGCCUGCUGUCCACUAUGUGCUGGAAUGCUGAGAAUCUUAUAUGACAAAGACAAGCUGGAUAAUUUUGCAAGGGUAACAGAUAAAAAGCCGAUAACGGUACUUGACAUACUUGAAAAAAUCCGCCUGCAUGUGUCAGUGCCACAGUGUGAUGUAUUUGGAUACUUAAGCAUAGAAUCCGAAAUUGUGAUUCUCAUCAUUCCUGUGGAUCAGAAUCCCAAACCAUUGCAGAUUGAAGCCUGCAAUAAAGAGGCAGAAAAGAUCGAGUCUCUGAUCAAUUCGGACAGCCCAACAUUAGCAUCACACGUGCCACUGUCAGCUCUAAUUGCAUCUCAAGUACAAGUUUCAUUUAGCAUUUCUUCUGCUUCUGCUCAAGCGGUGCCUGCUCUGCACUCCCUGUUCAUAAGCCUUCUAUUCACCUUGUCAUCAGCACUGAGAUACUGCAUAUAACUGCUUGGGAAAUAUGCACGAGCAUUGUGGCAUUUAUGUUGUGAAGGACAGUUGGAGCUGUUGAUCACUGAACCAGAAAACAAAAAACGUGCAAGAUUUGAACUUCUAUUUUUCAAUGAAGGACUAAAAGUAUUUGAAUAAUGUGAAAAGAUUAUUCUCUUAUUCAUAACUAGUCAGAUGACUGUUUCAGCACAAUCAGAUUGUUUUCCAUGGAUCUUGGAAACAUAAAUAUGCUCUGGAAGGUUCUGACAUUAUGGAUUUAUGAUUUUGAGGAGAAGGGAUCUUAUGGGGUUUUUUCAGCCAUGAACUAAACAGUGUUUUGAAUUUACUGAAGAAUGCUAAUUUUAUAUUAUUCAGAUGCGUAUCAGUGACAAAGAAAGCAUGCACCUAUUUUAAACAUCAUUUUUGGAAGAAACAGAUUGCUGCUACUUAAUUACCUUACCAAAAAUUUAAGAGUUUAUUCUCAUGUAAAUAUACUUUCAUAUUUUAUUAUGAAGAAAACUAACUAGCCCUGGGCCUAUUUCAGUAGACAUCUUUCCUUGGACUAGUGAAGACUUGCAGGACUUUUGGCUCACUGCUUGUAAAAUGACAAUCAAGCUCUAUGCUAGUACCUGACUUCAGUGAAGAGAUGUGUUCUUUUUAUAGUUUUGUACAUUUCAGAAUCUCAUAUUGGAUGCAAAAUAUAAAGAAUCUCAGUAUCUAUAUUUAAGUGCCAUUUAAAAUAUUGCAGUAUUUGCAUGUUUUCUAAUGAAAUUUAUACUUUAAAUGUUUAUUCAAACAGUAUGUUUUAUUACUUAUUAUAUUUUAUGCACCUGACUUUACUCUACAUGAAGUAUUUUAUAUCAGUAUUAUGAUAGCCAAGUUUUGAAGUAUAUACAGAAAAACUUAUUUUUGCCAAAAUGCUGAACUUUGAAAGAAAGCACUGAAAACUUUUUUGAACAUGUAUGUUGUAGCAUGUUUGUAGCAAUUAUUUUCUGCUAAAUCUUUUAAAUGCAAAAGCAUUAAAGCUUUUUAUUUUAAUAAA
Molecule: messenger RNA, 6292 nt
Organism: Passer domesticus (house sparrow)
Lineage: Eukaryota; Metazoa; Chordata; Aves; Passeriformes; Passeridae
Gene: RECK
Product: reversion inducing cysteine rich protein with kazal motifs
Exons: 16
Coding region: 2794-5268 (824 amino acids)
Biological process (GO): extracellular matrix organization; sprouting angiogenesis; blood vessel maturation
Cellular component (GO): plasma membrane
Molecular function (GO): metalloendopeptidase inhibitor activity; protein binding
Source: RefSeq, a predicted model, not a curated record